This is a messenger RNA of Purpureocillium takamizusanense, 213 nucleotides long. RefSeq lists its product as uncharacterized. Lineage: Eukaryota; Fungi; Ascomycota; Sordariomycetes; Hypocreales; Ophiocordycipitaceae. The record is from RefSeq and is a predicted model, not a curated record. The transcript has a single exon. Bases 1 to 213 code for a protein of 70 amino acids.
AUGACGUCCAUGCAAGACAUUGCGUCGAAAUUGGCGUACAUCAAGGGUCAGCUUACUGCGGGCGGGACGAAUGCGCAGAUGAAGGAGUGGUACACCGAAUACAAGACACUCAACAAGGAACUUGAAGAGGCCAAGGCCGCCAAGUCGAAGGCGUCCCAGCCGUCACAGACCUCAACAAAGCCCGAAGAGGGUGCGGGCCCCAAGUCCGCAUAG